Molecule: messenger RNA, 1686 nt
Organism: Xiphophorus hellerii (green swordtail)
Lineage: Eukaryota; Metazoa; Chordata; Actinopteri; Cyprinodontiformes; Poeciliidae
Product: olfactory receptor 52K1-like
Exons: 1
Coding region: 337-1275 (312 amino acids)
Biological process (GO): G protein-coupled receptor signaling pathway; detection of chemical stimulus involved in sensory perception of smell
Cellular component (GO): membrane
Molecular function (GO): odorant binding; olfactory receptor activity; G protein-coupled receptor activity
Source: RefSeq, a predicted model, not a curated record
UGUACAUCAGCACAACUGGCCAAUAGGCAACAAUGCAAAAAUGUUCUCUGUUUUAUGAAUGAGUACAGACUGUGUGAUUUUGCUGUUUCACUUGAUUUAUUUGAAAUUAUGUUCAAGUGGUAAAUAAGUUAAAAAUCGUAUGCAAAUUGUUUAUAGACCUGGAGAGUUUGGAAAUUUAUCAGAAUCAAUGUUAUUUUAAGAUUUUUCUUUUUGCAAACACCCUCCAUUCUUCUGAAGUCUUCUGAUGUCUUUUUGCUUGUAAAUGUGAUAUUGUAAAUGCAGAGCUUCAGAGCUUGUUAAAUAGUUUUUUUAUUCACACUUUGAGAAACUGAAAGGAUGGACAACGUGGAUAACACAUCAUAUGUCUUACAGCUUAAAGGCUAUGAUCUCCCUCAGGAAGGCGUCUUCCCUGCAUUCCUUUUUGCAACCCUGAACUACAUGAUCAUCCUCUUCUGUAACCUUACUAUUAUCUUCACCAUUGUGAUGAACAAAUCUUUGCACCAGCCAAUGCAUCUGUUCUUGGUGAAUCUUCCCAUCAAUGACCUGAUAGGUUCUUCAGCUCUCUUUCCACACCUCAUUAAGGAGAUACUGACAAACAGCAGAAGGAUUCAGUUCUCAGCUUGCAUUAUCCAAGCCUUUUUUAUCCAUAUCUAUGCAGCCGGUUCAGUGUUCAUCCUGACUGCAAUGGCCUAUGACAGAUACAUCGCCAUUUGUUACCCUUUGCGUUACAACACUGUAAUGACUAAUGCUCACAUUAUGAAAAUAAUCAUAUUAGUUUGGUCUUCUUGUGUGGUUUUAAUAGCUGUGCUCUUUAUUCUUCUUUUGCGUUUGUACCGCUGUAGAUCUGAAAUAACUCACUCCUACUGUGACAAUCCAAGUUUGUUAACUUUGGUAUGUGAAGAUACAACCAUUAAUAACAUUUAUGGUCUUUUUAUAAGCGCUUUUACACAAGUGAUAGCUAAUGGCCUGGUUUUUUAUACAUAUCUUCGCAUCCUUAUUGCGUGCUUUAGAUCCAGACAGUCAGACACCAAAGCGAAAGCUCUGCAGACAUGUGCCACACAUCUUUUUGUUUUCCUGCUGUUUGAAUGCUUGGGCCUCUUUACAAUCAUAUCUUACAGACUGCAGAAUAUUUCACCACAUUUAAGAAGAUUUAUGGGAGUGUCGACAUUAAUCUUCCCCCCAACAUUAAAUCCAAUAAUUUAUGGACUGAAAACAAAAGAAAUUCAUGAAAAAGUGCUUAACUUUUUCAAGAAUAAACUGAUUCUUUCUGAAUAGCUUACUUAAACUGUGGCUAAUGCAAACUGCUUUAUUUGUUGUGUGGACUUGCAUUUAAUCAGUUUUUGUAAUGUUUAAAACCCUGCAGGGAAUGUUUUCUUCUUUAUGUGAUCAUUGUAAAAUAGAGCCACAAGAUAUAUAGAGCAUUUUAGAAACAUUUCAGUUUGUAUGUGAUUUUUUAAAAAUUUAUUGUGAGUAAUUCAGUUCAUAAAUUUACUUUAAGUUGAAUCCAUCUAGGCUUGUAUCCUAGUGAAGUUUGUUGUAACAAUGUUAGUCCAUUAAUUUACUUUUUUUGUUAUAGUGUGCAGCUUUCCAAAAUCUCUGUAUGAGGUAAUGUCAUUAUUGCGUGAUACUUUGCUUUUCCCAGAACAAUAUAAUUGGGAUUGCAAUUAAAAUGUUUUCAUCAUCCUA